GGCAAAUGAAUUCAUAAAAAGCUGAACCAACUCCAGUAAUGUCUGCUUUUCUCUUAUUCUCCAUUAAUUUCUGAAGCACGUUAAGGGAGAAGCCGCUUCUCUGCAUCCUCCAUUUUCAACAUUGUUGCUUCGCAGUCCACAAUCUUCAGUAAAUUUCAAUGGCUGCAACAGCAACAGCUUCAGCUAUACCAGGCCCACGAUACGCCCCAGAAGAUCCAUCAUUGCCUAAACCGUGGAGAGGUUUGGUGGAUGGAAAAACUGGGUAUUUGUACUUUUGGAACCCAGAGACUAAUGUCACACAGUAUGAGAGGCCAGCUUCAUCUUCACAUUCACAUGCUAGCUCCAUAUCAUCAAGACCUUCUUCCAGUUACGUAAGCUCUUCCGCUCAACUGCAGCAGUCCUUUAAUGUUCCUAAGGAUAGCGAUGGCGAUGAUAGCAGAGGUAGCAAUGGAAACAGGAGUCAACAGAGUGCCAGAUGUGGAAAUCCUCCAAGUGAAGCUUUGGGAUCCACUCGAGAGGAUGGACCUGUUGAUGCUGGGUCUACUUUAUCGCCUGAAGCUUAUCGUCGUCGGCAUGAGAUAUCUGUUUCUGGAAGUAGUGUGCCUUCACCAUUCACAACUUUCGAAGCUACUGGUUUCCCUUCUGAAAUCCUGAAGGAGGCACAACAGGCUGGCUUUUCCGCUCCUACACCUAUUCAGGCGCAAUCAUGGCCUAUUGCAAUGCAAGGUCGAGAUAUUGUGGCCAUUGCUAAGACAGGUUCUGGAAAGACCUUGGGUUAUUUACUUCCGGGUUUUAUGCAUCUCAAGAGGUGCCAAAACAAUUCACGUAUGGGUCCAACCGUACUGGUAUUGUCACCAACAAGAGAAUUAGCAACACAAAUUCAAGAUGAGGCUGUGAAAUUCGGAAGGUCUUCUAGAAUAUCGUGCACGUGUUUGUAUGGAGGAGCGCCCAAAGGACCACAGCUGAAGGAGCUGGAUAGAGGAGCAGAUAUUGUGGUAGCUACUCCUGGUCGUUUGAAUGAUAUACUAGAAUCAAGGAGAGUGAGCUUAAAUCAGGUCUCCUACUUGGUGCUUGACGAGGCAGAUCGUAUGCUGGACAUGGGCUUUGAGCCACAAAUUAGAAAAAUUGUGACGGAGGUACCCACUCGCCGUCAGACUCUGAUGUACACCGCCACCUGGCCUAAAGAGGUGCGAAAGAUUGCAGCAGACUUACUGUCAAAUCCUGUCCAGGUUAAUAUUGGUAAUUCAGAUAUUCUUGUUGCUAACAAGUCCAUCACGCAGCAUGUGGAGGUGCUGCCCUAUAAUGAAAAGCAAAGGCGAUUGGAGCAGAUAUUGAGAUCUCAGGAGCCAGGAUCAAGGAUCAUCAUCUUUUGUGCAACUAAAAAGAUGUGUGAUCAGCUUGCUCGCAACUUGUCACGUCCAUAUGGAGCAACUGCAAUUCACGGUGACAAAUCCCAGGGUGAACGAGACCAUGUACUAAACCAGUUUCGAACUGGAAAAUCUCCGGUGUUGGUAGCGACAGAUGUUGCUGCCCGUGGUCUUGAUGUAAAAGAUGUGAGGGUGGUAGUCAAUUAUGACUUUCCUACGGGAAUUGAAGACUAUGUUCACAGGAUUGGGAGAACUGGAAGAGCAGGUGCGACUGGAGAGGCAUAUACAUUUUUAAACGAUCAGGACAGUAAACAUGCCUCUGAUCUUGUUAAAAUUUUGGAAGGGGCAAAUCAAAAAAUUCCACAGGAGGUCCGAGAUAUGGCUCUUCGAGGUGGUAGUAUGGGCAAGGCUAGACGUUGGGGUCCUAGUCCUGGUGCUCGUGAUGGAGGCCGUGGUGGAAGAAGUGAGUCAAAUUAUGGUGGCAGAGAUGGGGGAAGGAGCCAUGAGAGAUACGAUCGGGGAUAUAAUGAUAGUUACAACGGUGAUACUCGUGGAAAGUACGAUGGUGGUUACCAAUCGAAGAGUUUCGGUGGUGAUGGAAAUAGAGGUGGCAGUCGUAGCCCAAGUCCUAGUGGUCAGAGAGCUUGGGGUGGCAAUCAAGUUAGAGGAAGAAGUAGAAGCCGAAGCCGGAGCCGGAGCCCUGAUAGGUCUAACCAAGGUCCACCUGUGCGAAGCUUUCACCAAAUGAUGAUGGAAAGGCCCCGGUCUUCCCCUUCAAAGCUCCUGGAUAAAUCUUCUGCUGCUGAGUUUGAUAAAAGCCUUUCUGAAUGGGGAAAAUCAUCUGCAAUAACCGAAAAAGAAGUCUAAUUUUUCGGAGAUGAGGUUGAAAAGAAGACGUAAUUCCAGCUGAAUGAUGAUCAACAUAUGCGAAGAUUUUGUAUAGCUGACUUGGUUGGUUACUACAUUUUUUGGGUAAGAUUACGGUAGUACCAUGAAUUUGAUGUAUGCAAGAGACUAACGUAACAUUGUAAGAACUAAGUCAUUGGUACAUAUCGGCAUCGCCUAUGGCGAUGGCACUUUACGUGUAUGACUCGUGGAACUUUAUUUUGUAUCUAGUAAAUGGAUAUUUCUAAUGUUAACUGUACUCUCGCACUCAUGUGUAUCGUAUCAUGCCAAUUUUAGACAUCCAAGACA
Molecule: messenger RNA, 2561 nt
Organism: Amaranthus tricolor (Joseph's coat)
Lineage: Eukaryota; Viridiplantae; Streptophyta; Magnoliopsida; Caryophyllales; Amaranthaceae
Product: ATP-dependent RNA helicase-like protein DB10
Exons: 9
Coding region: 159-2234 (691 amino acids)
Cellular component (GO): ribonucleoprotein complex; cytoplasm; nucleus
Molecular function (GO): ATP binding; protein binding; RNA binding
Source: RefSeq, a predicted model, not a curated record